GCCAGCGUGUGCGCGCUUUUGUAAGUUUGGCCUCCUCGGGUUGCCGUACAAGAGGCUUGGCAAACGAAAGAGCGUGGAUGUUCCGCGGUUUUCUUGUUUUUCUGUGUCAUUAUUUAGCUACACCUCUGCAAAGCAGCACUUUCCAUCCGCCGCUGUCAUUUUAAUGCUACACCACUCUGUGAUGCUGCAUGUUCAGCGUUACUAGGCUCCCGUCCUGUCUGUGUGCUGUGAUCGCUUCCUGUCAACCAGCAGCCUGACUCGCUGUUUAUGCAUCAGCCGGGUCCUGCAACGCUCUCUGGCCUGUGCCAAAUCACCGAUCAACUUUAUCUGAGUAACAGCAAGGCGGCCAACGACGGCUCCCUUGUGUCUCGUUUCAAUAUAACCUGCAUCAUAAAUGUUUCUGAGACCAGGAGCAGCAGCACGCUUGCUCCCGGGCUGGAGUACAUCCACAUCCCCAUCCCGGACUCCCCACGGUCUCCUGUCAGUGAUCACUUUGACGAGGUGGCGGAUAAAAUAGCGCUCACCGGCGAGCAGGACGGCCGCACGCUGCUGCACUGCAACGCCGGGGUGAGCCGCUCCGCCACCCUGUGCAUUGCAUAUCUGAUGAAGCACCGCGGCAUGACGCUCCUGGAGGCCUACAGGUGGGUGAGGUCCUGUCGGCCCAUGGUGAGGCCCAAUGUCGGGUUCUGGAGGCAGCUCAUCCGAUACGAGGGGGAGCUUCGUGGGUGCAGCACCGUGCGAAUGGUCUGCUCCUCCAUGGGAGAGAUACCUGACAUCUAUGAGGAGGAGGCCAGAAACAUGCUGCCUCUCUGAAGCACGGGACACCUUUUGUUUCACAGUGGUGGUUCUCCCAGUUAAAUACUGUACAGUGGGGAAAAAUAUGGAUUUUUGCCAUAUGCUACAGUGGAACAAUUCUCUAACCACGUAAACUCUGGGAUAACAUCACCUCACAUGGUCCUUGGCACAAAAACCCUUACAUGGAGGAUGACUGUUGGCAAGACUCAGCUGAGGUCUCUUCAGCCCAUGCCAGCUUUUGAAGUCACAAUAAGAUGGGAAAAAUACUUAUUGACCAUGGGGCAACCUCUCUGUCCCUCCCAUCAAAUUAAACUGUCUUUAUCUCCCCCACCAGUUUAAUCUCUGCCCAUGAUGAGUCCCACCCUCUUCCUUUUUGUUUCAACAGGAAAAAACAUCAAAUUAAGGAAGCAAUGUGCUUUGGAAUAGCUAAACCUGUGGGACAUCAGUCAGAGAGAGGAUAUUUUAUUUAACGGGAAGGGUGGGAUUGUUCAAGAACUUGUGAUUCUUUUAUUGGUUAUGAUUUCGCUGUGCUUACUGGAAGAGGCUGGUGAUUUUUUUUUUAACUUUUUUAAUUUUUGCAAUGAUCUGUCAAAUGUGGUUGUCAAAAUCUUUGACAAAUAUGUGGCUAUUUUACAGUUUUAACAAUAAACUUUAUUGUCCA
This is a messenger RNA of Myripristis murdjan (pinecone soldierfish), 1456 nucleotides long. Its product is annotated as dual specificity protein phosphatase 18. The coding region runs from base 268 to 813 and encodes 181 amino acids. Gene Ontology annotation, biological process: peptidyl-tyrosine dephosphorylation. Gene Ontology annotation, cellular component: cytoplasm. The transcript has a single exon. Lineage: Eukaryota; Metazoa; Chordata; Actinopteri; Holocentriformes; Holocentridae. The record is from RefSeq and is a predicted model, not a curated record. Gene Ontology annotation, molecular function: protein tyrosine phosphatase activity; MAP kinase tyrosine/serine/threonine phosphatase activity.